Messenger RNA from Bubalus bubalis (water buffalo), 2237 nucleotides. It is a transcript of the gene CDIP1, whose product is annotated as cell death inducing p53 target 1. Gene Ontology annotation, molecular function: zinc ion binding. NCBI's taxonomy places the organism in Eukaryota, Metazoa, Chordata, Mammalia, Artiodactyla, Bovidae. The transcript has 7 exons. Bases 391 to 1017 code for a protein of 208 amino acids. Gene Ontology annotation, biological process: tumor necrosis factor-mediated signaling pathway; intrinsic apoptotic signaling pathway in response to DNA damage by p53 class mediator. The record is from RefSeq and is a predicted model, not a curated record.
AAGGGGGGGGGUGCGUUGCGCGCGCAAAGCCCCGCGGAGCUGAGGGUCUUGUCCUCCGAGACAGACAUUCUGGACCCGGGCUGUCUCUGCGUUCUCUCGACCUGGGCUGGCCGGCUUGUCGAGGCUACUGAAUACAGUUGCUGUGCAGUCCAGUAGGCCCUCGUUGUUUAUCCUUCUGUAGCGUCUGCAUCUGCUGAUCCCAAACUCUCAGUCCUUCCCGCCCCUGCCCCCGCCCCACUGGGCACCCACAAGUCUGUUCUGUCUGUAAGUCCGCUUGUGUUUCAUAGCUCCCAGAGCCCUGCGUGUUCACCCAGGCCAGCGGUGGAAGGAGCCUCACCUGCCUGUCUCUUCUGAGUACCUGGGAUCAGAGGCCCAGAAGAAGCAGCAAAGAUGUCGAAUGAUCCACCCCCUCCUUAUCCUGGGGAUCCCACAGCCCCGCUUCUGGAGGAGAAAAGUGGCGCUCCGCCCACGCCAGGCCGCACCUCCCCAGCUGUGAUGCAGCCCCCACCGGGCAUGUCGCUGCCCCCUGCAGACAUUGGCCCCCCACCCUAUGAGCCGCCUGGUCACCCGAUGCCCCAGCCUGGCUUCAUCCCCCCACACGUGAACGCGGACGGCACCUACAUGCCUUCAGGUUUCUACCCUCCUCCGGGUCCCCAUCCACCCAUGGGCUACUACCCACCAGGGCCCUACCCGCCAGGGCCCUACGCUGGCCCUGGGGGCCACACGGCCACGGUCCUGGUCCCCUCGGGGGCUGCCACCACCGUGACCGUGCUGCAGGGAGAGAUCUUCGAGGGCGCGCCCGUGCAGACCGUGUGCCCCCACUGCCAGCAGGCCAUCACCACCAAGAUCUCCUAUGAGAUCGGCCUGAUGAACUUCGUGCUGGGCUUCUUCUGCUGCUUCAUGGGGUGUGACCUGGGCUGCUGCCUGAUCCCCUGCCUCAUCAACGACUUCAAGGAUGUGACGCAUACGUGCCCCAGCUGCAAGGCCUACAUCUACACGUACAAGCGCCUGUGCUGACGGGCUGGGCCUGGACUCCCCGCUGUCCGUCUGGCCCCCCGUGCUUCGCCCCCUGCACUCAGUGGCUCACCUCCCUGCUCCCACUGGGGGUUGGAAGCCGUUCCACUGGUCCGUCCCCUGGCAGUCUUGUCCUCUUCGCCUUGCCCUUCCCUGAGCAUCUGACUCUGGUGGCAAAAAUUCUGUUGGAUUUCAGGCCAAGGGCCAGCGAGUGGUGGGGGAUGGCGCUGAGCUUGCGUGCUGCUGCCAUGCUAGGCAUUUGUGAUCAAGAAGACGAGAGGGAGUGGUCUCCUCAUGUGGUCCUCCCUGCUGGGGUCUCUUCUCCAUUUCUGUACCAGGUACAGGUUUGGUCCAGAGUCUCCCUGGGACCAAAAGCAGCCAGAGCCGUGGCUGGUUCCCCAGACCGGGACCUGCAGUGGGGCCGAGCCCAUAGCCACUGUCAUUUCUGAUCUGCUGGGCUGAGAGUGGCGGAUGGACCCAGGCAGGCCUGAGUUUGUGGAUGCUAGAGGCAGGCACGACGGUCAGAAGCAAUGACUCUGGCCCUCAGAACUCAGGAAUUCUUAACUGUGCCCAGGAAUUACCUGGGGUAAAUGGAGGUCAGCACACCUGCAGGCUACGGGGUGAGGGACUGGACCCUAGCUUGCCAAGAAGCGUUUCUCCAUGGCCCCUGCCCAGCUCCCUUUCAGCCACACCCCAUGAAGCCCAGCCUUUGCUGGGGCCAGAAGGAAUGCCCAGGAGCCGGGCCAUCUGGCUAUACCGUGCCCUUGCAGCGUGUGGGCACAGCCUGCCUGGAGCAUCCCAGGUGGGACCAGAGAUGACAGAGCGGGGCUUCCUUGCGGGCACUCUGGGCUAUGCUGUGCACUCUCCACGGGCCCUCCUCCCGGUGCCCACAGGGCCCUGCACCCUGGCUGGUUCGCCGUCACUGCUCUUGCUCCAUCAGCAGGUGCUGCAGCAGGAGCAGCCGUGGCGCUGGACUGGGACAGGCUUGGGACAAGGAAGGAGCAGCCACAAGUGGCAGAGGUGUCCUGGUGGCCACCAGCCCCGCCCUGGGCCUGAGCACACACUGUUUCCUGAAGGGUUGUCUGUGAACUUGCUCCUGUGGACCGCUGUAUCCUGCCGCCCCCUCCUGGUCUUGCACAGCCACUGCAUGGCCUCCUGUCACUGUGAACCGUGGCCAGUCUCAGUUGAUAGUUCCUCAUUAAAUUGGCCCUUUCACUCCCCCA